GGCAUAGCAGAUCCCUCCCUCGUUCCCGCGAUCAGAGCAGCUCCUGGAGCGGGGGAGAGAAAUGGGAGGAGGGAAGAAGGUCCCCCUCCUUGGAUAGCUUCUGGGCCUCUUUCUGAGAGGCACUGGGAGGUGUGUGUGUUUGUGUGCGCGUGUACGCGAGAGCGAGCGAAUGUGCAAUAGCAGGAGCCUCCUCCAUACCCCAACAGAGGGCCUGAGACAGCAGCAGCAGCAGCAGCCAUUGUUCAGGGAAAACCUGGCAAACAAAGGACGGGCUUCCUCCUUUCCACCGAAGCCUUCCUGUUUCCUCCGGCUGCCAUUCGCACAGCUAGGCCUCUCGGCGGCCCCCUCGCUCCGCUCCUGCCUCGUCCGGUUGCAACUCGGCUUUUCUCUGUUAUUAUUUUCAUUUUGAACUUUUCUCUCCCCCCCCUCCCCAUGGCUGGAUUGGAGUAAGGCGCCCGCGGAACAGAGAUGUUCUGAGUUUCCGUCCUGCGUUCUCCCACCUUUUCCCUGCCCCACCACAUCUGCACCGCUCCGGCAGUUCUCCUCAGGCUGUUCCUCUAAGUCAUUCAAGCUGUACUCUCCAAAGGAGCCCCCAAACGGCAACGCCUUCACCCCCUUUCACUCAGGCACUAUGCUGGAUCGAGAUGUGGGACCAACUCCUAUGUAUCCACCAACAUACCUGGAACCAGGGAUUGGGAGACACACACCAUAUGGAAACCAGACUGACUACAGAAUAUUUGAACUCAAUAAGCGGCUUCAAAACUGGACAGAGGAAUGUGACAAUCUCUGGUGGGAUGCCUUCACCACUGAGUUUUUUGAGGAUGAUGCCAUGUUAACAAUCACCUUCUGUCUGGAAGAUGGACCAAAGAGAUACACAAUCGGCCGUACCCUAAUUCCUCGCUACUUCCGCAGUAUCUUUGAGGGGGGUGCUACUGAGCUGUAUUAUGUUCUGAAGCACCCAAAGGAAUCCUUCCAUAACAACUUUGUUUCACUUGAUUGUGAUCAAUGUACUAUGGUCACUCAGCAUGGCAAGCCCAUGUUCACCCAGGUAUCUGUGGAGGGCCGCCUCUACUUGGAAUUCAUGUUUGAUGACAUGAUGAGGAUAAAGACAUGGCACUUCAGUGUCCGGCAGCAUCGGGAACUUAUUCCCCGUAGCAUCCUUGCUAUGCAUGUAAGUUCAGAGGCUCAAGAUCCCCAAAUGUUGGACCAGUUGUCCAAAAAUAUUACUCGAUGUGGACUUUCAAACUCCACACUCAACUACCUCCGACUGUGCGUAAUCCUAGAACCAAUGCAGGAGUUGAUGUCUCGACACAAGACCUACAGUCUCAGUCCUCGGGAUUGCCUCAAGACGUGCUUAUUCCAGAAGUGGCAACGUAUGGUGGCGCCACCUGCUGAACCUGCACGUCAGCAGCCUAGUAAGCGCCGGAAAAGGAAGAUGUCUGGAGGUAGCACCAUGAGUUCUGGCGGAGGCAAUACCAACAAUAGCAACAGCAAAAAGAAGAGCCCAGCCAGCACCUUUGCCCUCUCCAGUCAGGUACCUGAUGUGAUGGUGGUGGGCGAGCCAACCCUGAUGGGUGGGGAGUUUGGCGACGAAGAUGAGCGCCUUAUCACUCGACUGGAGAACACACAGUUUGACGCUGCCAAUGGCAUUGAUGAUGAGGACAGCUUCAACAACUCUCCCGCAUUGGGUGCCAACAGUCCCUGGAACAGCAAGCCCCCUUCCAGUCAGGAGAGCAAGUCUGAGAAUCCAACGUCGCAAGCAUCACAAUAAAGCCCCCGAAACAGUGCCCAGCCGGGCCUAUAUUUGACUUGGCUGGUGUCCCAUGGACUGAGUCGAAACCAUUCUACCUGGACAAUUGUGAAGAAGAGUGGCUGGCCAACAAGGUAUCAAGGCCUAUGAGCACUGCAGCGCCUGCCUGCCUACAGUUAACCUGGCCACGAUUCCCUGCUGUCUGCACUCUUGGCUGUCCCCUUUAGGGCAGAAUUGGAACAGUGGGCUUUUAGUCCCAACAGAAUUUUAAUUCCUUCUCCUUCCCUGUCCAUGCAUCCAGUGCCCUGGAUACCACAAGCAACACUGUUAGGGAGUGGUAUUCAUAGCAGUCCCUUAGAGCCUCAAAGCUUUGGUGGAUCAGCAUGAAGUACCUUGGGAGGCCACAGGACUGAGUACUUAAGAUGGGCAGGAAAAAUCUGGUCUAAGGUCCCUUUUAUCAUUCAGUUUUCUAUAAGGGACACCAAGAAGGUUCCAUUUUAGCAGGAGAGUCUUAAGAGUCUUGUGGACGAUGUCAUGACUCACAUAAUGACUCACACUGGGGCAGCUAUGAUUUUUGUGGGUUGAAUUUUAAGCAGUUCAUCUUGACUGACUUAGAGAUGGCAGAGCAGUAAUUCUCUUUUGCCUGAAGAUCCCAGAAAGCCAGUAUGGCAGGAGAUUAUGUGGAGUUUUAAAUUUUCUGGAAUGCAUUAGAAAAAUAUUCUGCAGUUACCUGGAAGGGCACUUGCCCUUUUUGUCACAUCUUUAGGCAUGGGCUGUUUUGCCCCAACCUGCUCUUAAAGGAAUUUGCAGUCCUCAUACAUACCCUGCCCUCAGUAUUUUGGGCUUUUUUAAAGAAAUAAAAUAAAAUUGUAAGUUUAAAAAAAAUCUGCCCACCCUCCCUAUUUCCCCCAAUCCUGAUUUUUGUACAGGCUUGUCUACUAAUUGGGAGUCUUAGUUUUUGUAUACAGUUCUGAGAGCUUCAAACCAAGGAGAGACUUUGCAAACUUCCUUUAUACACUCCUUUGAGGACAGCAUGGCUGCCCCCACUCCCCCCCUUGUGUAAUUUGUGUGUGCUGCUGUUCCUGCUCCACCCUCUUCUACCAUAUCCCUCCCCUUUUCAAAUUUGUGUACCUCGUGCUUGUAUAUUUCUGCGCUGUAUGCUGUGUGUAUGAUGCUGUUCUUUCACUGUGUUCUCACUAAGGCUGCCACUCCCAUUACCAUUGGAAGUGGGGGAGGAGUUGAUUGUGAUGGGUGUCCUUCUUGGGAGGCAGGAGAGUUCAGAAGGUACUGUCACCAAUUUACAGCAGUGCAGAACCACAGGAAUGGGGCUGUGGCAUCUGGGGAAGCAAUAUAUCCACGUUUUGCAAAGAGAAUAUAAUUGUUUCUUCUCUUUAUGGAACGGUCUCUAGGAAACCAUUGCCCAGACAGACACAUCCAUUUUUAUUUGAAAUACUGGUACUAAAUCCCCAAGGAAACAAACCCACCUACUUUCCUUUCUACCUUCCAAUGCUCUUCCUUAAAGCCUAGGUUAAUCCUGUACGUCUUGGAGAGAAAAGAUGCUUUAUUAUGUCACAGAGGCCUCAAAGUUGCGAGUGAGGCAUGGUUUUCCACUUUUGAGAGGAGUGCAAAGUAUCUUUAAGAUAUUUUGGCCACCUCAUGGCCUAGACCACGGGUGUCAAACUUGAUCAUGUUAUGUGACGUGUCAGGAAGUAUUGCGAUGUUUUUUGCCUUUUGUGAAGCUCGGGUGGGCGCCAGUUUGACACCCCUGGCCUAGACUGAUUGUCAGGGUGAUUGCAAAGGCUGCGCUGUCAUGGCACAAUACUCUGUUAACUUACUUAGGGUAUUUCUUCAAGAGGAUUUCUAUCUGCAAAUAUUUUUUCCCCUUUGCAGCAUUAUUGUCAUCAGUUUGCCUAGAGCUGUUAGUUUUGACCAUGUGAGAAGAAUUUCCUUUCAAGUCAUGCUCUGGAAUCCUAGAUAUUCUCUACUCUGAUGGAGCCCAGUUGGAUGAACCUGAGAUAUAUUCAGGGCGGUUUGGUCACUUUUUUAUUACUGGGCCCAGGUCCUCCCCUGCGGGCAGGUAAUUAUAGCAGCCAGUAGUGUAAUUUACAAGGGAUUAGGGUUUUUUUUUUUUCUGUAUCAGUUUCCUACUUCAAAUAAGAGUGUCACGUUCUCUACUGCUGUGACUCAGCAUGUAGUGAUGACGUGUACUCUGUCAGCUCUCUCCACUUGUCCUUUUCCACUUCCCUGGGGCACUGUAAAGCUUUUUUUUUUUUUUUUGCAUAGUUUGUGCCAUUUAUGGUCAUGUAUGGUACCAAUAAAACAACUUUUCGGUUUGGUGCUCUCCUUCCAGUGUCAUUUCUAAUGUGGAUCUUGAGAAAGGAGAUAUGUUCUUACGUGCAGGUUCUAGCCAUCAGAAUUCUAUGAUUUAGAUUGAGGUAAACAGCUGAUAUGAUGGAAUUCAAGGGCUAACACUUGUUCUCUGCUGCCAGCAUCUCCCAGUUUUAAAUGUGGUCCUUGUUUCCCAGUUCCCUUUCCAUUUCUAAAUAACUGUGUGCUGAGCACAUCUAAAGAUAACAGAAAAGUUUCUGGAGCUGAAGAACAAGUGUUCUUGUGUAGAAAGGGGAAAGAAAUAUCACAGAGAAGCCUGAGCCAUGCCCUUCCUACAUUUGCAGGCAGCCAGGCAGUUUGCAAUCCAAAUACGGUUGCAUUGUCAACUGUUUGAUUAACAGAAAAUAGGGCAAACAAAUUUGAUAGAAAUCAUGAAUGUCUUGGAAAAUGAGCUGGUUUGGUAGUUAAAACAUUUUAUCUCCAACAAUGGAGUCCCUUUAUUACUAAUUCAAUCUACAAUCACCCGUGUCACAUUGGGUAAGGGGUGGGGAGAAAAGCUAGCCAUGUGCCUAGUAUUGGCAAUGCAUGAAAAGAGAUAGACUGAUACCUGAAAUAUUUCUGCCUCACUAGCCAAGGGAACUUUAGCAUUAUAUUAGCCUGCAUCUUCCCUUCCUCCAUUUUGUAAGAUGUUAAUACCUGUGUCUUUCAAAACUAUUGUAAUCUUAUGCCAUAUUUCAUUCUUGGAAUCAAACUUUGCAACAUUAAAGAGACACAAGGCUUUGGCUA
Molecule: messenger RNA, 4864 nt
Organism: Pantherophis guttatus
Lineage: Eukaryota; Metazoa; Chordata; Lepidosauria; Squamata; Colubridae
Gene: LDB1
Product: LIM domain binding 1
Source: RefSeq, a predicted model, not a curated record